Messenger RNA from Toxotes jaculatrix (banded archerfish), 2711 nucleotides. RefSeq names its product fatty acid amide hydrolase 2b (gene faah2b). NCBI's taxonomy places the organism in Eukaryota, Metazoa, Chordata, Actinopteri, Toxotidae. The record is from RefSeq and is a predicted model, not a curated record. The transcript is spliced from 11 exons. The coding region runs from base 100 to 1689 and encodes 529 amino acids.
AUAUAUAAACUGUGUCAGGAGAGAAGUCGGUAGGAGGUGUUCCGGAGCGACAACGGCCGAGUAACCGUUGACCUUCCGUCCUCUCCCCGCGGUGGAAACAUGGCUCUGAGCCGUCUGGAAAAGGCUCAGGUAUGGCUCUUCAAGGCGGCCAUGGGCUUCUUCUUCAUGCUUUUCCGGCUCUUCUCCCCUCGGAGAGCCGCUGGCUCCUGGAAGACGCUUCCUCCCGUCCGCAACCCGCUGCUGAUGGUGUCAGCGACGCAGCUGGCCAAGAAGAUCCGGCGGAAAGAGGUGUCAAGUGUGGAGGUGGUGCAGGCUUACAUCGACAGGAUCCAGGAGGUCAACCCCUUUCUGAACGCUGUUAUAAAAGACAGGUUUGCUGCUGCCCUCCAGGAGGCCGCCCAAGUUGACAAGCUGAUAGAGGAGGAAACUGGAGGAGAGGAGGUGCUGGAGGACCGACUGCCUUUACUGGGAGUCCCACUCUCUGUCAAAGAGUCUUUUGCUCUCCAGGGCAUGCCCCACACUACCGGUUUGAUCUCCAGGCGAGGAGUGGUGGCCACCGUCGACGCUCCACCGGUGGCCCUGCUGAAGAGAGCGGGGGCCAUCCCGCUGGGCGUCACCAACACCAGCGAGCUGUGUAUGUGGUGCGAGUCCCACAACCACCUGCACGGCAUCACCAGCAACCCGUACGACCUGGAGAGGAUACCAGGAGGAAGCUCAGGGGGAGAGGGCAGUAUACUGGGAGCAGCAGGCGCAGUCAUUGGUGUAGGCUCAGACAUUGGCGGCAGCAUCCGUAUGCCCUGUUUCUUCAAUGGAAUAUUUGGCCAUAAAACCACUCCUGGUGUUGUGUCCUCUGAGAACCAGUACCCUCCGGUCUCCGGCAGACAGGACGAGUACAUCAGCACCGGUCCCAUGUGCCGCUACGCUGAGGACCUGCUGCCCAUGCUCAAGAUCAUGGCGGGACCCAAUGCUCACAUGUUGUCCUUAGACACAGAGGUCGACCUAAAGAAGCUACGGUUCUUCACCAUUCCUCAUGAUGGAGGCUCUCCUCUGACGUGCCCCAUCAGCAAAGAGCUCAUGGACAUUCAGAGCAAGGUGGUGGAGCGUCUGAGGGCCGAUCUCGGGGUAAAUGUCCAAGAAGUGCAUUUCCCUGAGCUCCGCUACAGCUUCCAGAUCUGGGACACCUACAUGGGUCUUCCUGAUAAGGAGGGCAAGCCUCCUCUGCCAUUCGCUUUGCUGAUGGGGGAACCAGGACGACCAGCGUGGCCUCUGUGGGAGCUGCUGAAAUGGAUGAUGGGAAAAUCAGAGCAUACCUUUGCUGCUAUAGGUCUGGCCCUGCUGGAGAUGACCCAUGUGUCCAAACGCUCCACCUUCAUCAUCCAGCAGAAGGAGAAGCUGCAGAGGGAGGUGGACGAGCUGCUGGGCACUGACGGUGUUUUUCUUUACCCCUCACACCCCAGAGUGGCUCCCAAACACCACCACCCGCUCUUCAGACCCUUUGACUUCGCCUACACUGGAAUAAUCAACAUCCUCGGGCUGCCGGUCACCCAGUGUCCUCUGGGUCUGAGCAAGGAGGGUCUGCCCCUGGGUGUACAGGUGGUGGGUGGGAAGCUGCAGGACCACCUGACCCUGGCUGUGUCUCUCCACCUGGAGAAAACAUUCGGAGGGUGGAGGAACCCCGGAGCCAACUAAAACCACGCACUGUCAGCCAUUACCAAAUCUCCAGACUGGAGCCAGUUGGAUCAAAGAUUGUGGUACUCAGUCUGCCCUGCUGCUUGCUGUAGCUCACAGUCACCAAGAGGUACAAUCAGCGCGCUGAAUGUUCCAAGUGAAAGUGAUUAAUCUUUGUACUAAUGAGGGAUCAGCUGUUCCAGUACGUGUCUGUUGUGAUUUUAUCAUCUACCCUGUUCCGGGACUGUUCUGUUAUGAGCACAAGCUUUAAAAAAAAAAUAUUGAUUUUUAUAUUAAUGAAAAUAUCUUUAAUAGUGCAUUCACAUUUUCGCGCUGAAACAAGGACUUUGUUCAUAACUGGGUAUCUAAUGUCUCAGACUACUUCAUCACACUGGCACCAUAUCACUUUUUUUUUUUUUUAUUAACUUUUCAGUUUAAAAUUUUGACUUUACACACUGUAGUUUUACCUCGUUUUUUUUUUUUUUCUUACCGGCAGCUGUACAGUUUCACUUGUAUGUGCAGUAGACAUACUGUUACUAUUUUUAAAGGCCAGUAUAUGACAAGUUUAAAUGCCUCGCAUGCACACACACAGGUUGUUUCUGUUCUGGCUAAUUAGAGCAACACUCAGGGUUCAGGUUGGAUGGAGCUCUCUGCUGGGAGUCUGCGGAGUUCGUCACCUGACUCCCGGCACAUUAAAGAAUCAUAAAGGUGUAAUUUGUCCUGCGCCAACAGAUGGAACUAAUUUAGGGAGUUGGCGGUCGAGUUUGAGGAGGACCAAUCAGCCAGAGUAACGAAGCUGCUGUGCAGGUGUGCACUGUAAAUGUAGGGCCAUUUAACUCGUUACUAACAAAGGACAGGACUGUAAUAUAUAGAAAAUAUAGAAGAUUUGUAGAAAAAAGAUAUAAUAUACAGAAGACUUACCUGACAUCAGUAAUAGACAACAAAUGUUUUUACACACUGACAAAAUUGUGCAAAACCUUUGUUGCGAGAUAAUGUGAAUGUUGCAUUAUGGGAGUUAAUUGAUUGUGGUGCCUGUGGUGCUU